This is a messenger RNA of Botrytis fragariae, 702 nucleotides long. RefSeq lists its product as uncharacterized. The transcript has 2 exons. The record is from RefSeq and is a predicted model, not a curated record. The coding region runs from base 1 to 702 and encodes 233 amino acids. Lineage: Eukaryota; Fungi; Ascomycota; Leotiomycetes; Helotiales; Sclerotiniaceae.
AUGCCUCCGCUGAAAGACCGAAGAAUCUACUUUCUCAAAAGGCACGAGACUUUAGAUGUACCAUAUCUGGCGCAAACCGAAUUCCCAGAGUUUAUCACUGUGGGAGAAGAGAGAUUCUUUCAGAUGUGUCCUUUCGCAGGUUUCGCAUUCAAUGGAAAACGAAUCGGGAUGCUUUCAGAUCCGGAUGACAAGGCAAUCUAUGACCCUGAAUAUACCCGAAACAAAAAAAGAUGCAUUGGUAAAGCAAAAAUCAUCUACUUGGCUACCUUGAUAGACUCUACCUAUUUUCAUGCAAUACGAGGUUCUCAGUCUCCAUACGUUAUAAGAAUACUUUGCGGAUGGAGUAUUGAGAAGAUUUGGCUGAAUACAAGAACUUGGGUAUUGCUUGUCGAUGGAAAAUCCUUUGAGGAGCGGAUUUCUUCUGAGGCAGAAUUGGAUGAAGUUUGUAUGCUUGGCAGUUUUUUUGGUGCGAACAUAGAGGGAAUUGCUCUUCUAUGGAAGAGAUACCGUAACCAUAGGUUGAAGGAAUACCAUAGUCAUUCUAUUGAAACCGGUGAUUCUCUUGUAAAUAAGAGAGCUCUGCGAUCAGGUUUAUCGCCGGUGGACGAGGCACAAAGUAAAAGAAUACGCGAAAACGAUUAUGUUGCGGACGAAGUUCAAAACGUGAUUUCAGACCUGGGAUGGCGACAUCGUGAUGAUUGA